AUGAAAUCGAUAUCAAUACAUGGCAUGGAUGAGGCAGACCUGAUACCCGAUAUGAGAAGUAGAAUUGGAGGGGUUCUAGACUGCUAUGCCGGGAGGAGAGCAAAGGGGCUGGAAGUGACAGCUCUUACCUAUCGCCCGAGCCCGGAUUCAAGAGAGAAGAAUGUAUUGUUUCCCAUCAGGAAACCAUCCAAGUCGUUCAAUUACGCUCCGCUCCGUUGCUCACUAUCGCACCCACCCCUCAAACAUCCCCUCCCGUCCCGCACAACAGCCACGGCGCGGAAACCGUACGGAUACAAAGAAAACAAGACACUUGUGGAAUCUGGUGGCGUUCCCUUCAGCACCACCUAUUCGACACUUUACUGA
Messenger RNA from Cadophora gregata, 363 nucleotides. RefSeq lists its product as uncharacterized. The transcript has a single exon. Lineage: Eukaryota; Fungi; Ascomycota; Leotiomycetes; Helotiales; Ploettnerulaceae. The record is from RefSeq and is a predicted model, not a curated record. Bases 1 to 363 code for a protein of 120 amino acids.